Neoarius graeffei (lesser salmon catfish) is the source of this 5566-nucleotide messenger RNA. RefSeq names its product multiple EGF-like-domains 6b (gene megf6b). The record is from RefSeq and is a predicted model, not a curated record. Gene Ontology annotation, molecular function: protein binding; calcium ion binding. Bases 15 to 4643 code for a protein of 1542 amino acids. The transcript has 37 exons. Lineage: Eukaryota; Metazoa; Chordata; Actinopteri; Siluriformes; Ariidae.
UUGGUCCUCAGAGGAUGGAUCUCCUACGAGCUGCUUUUCUGAUGCUGUUAUUAAGCGGAAUUCACGCCACGUCGCGUGGGUCAGAUCUGAUGCCUCACAUGACGGCGUAUUACACUGCAUACAGACAAGUGUAUCAACAGGAUUAUGAGACGGUGCACAAGUGCUGCCCGGGAUGGUCGCAGCUCAAUGGGGAAGCUGGAUGUCUGUACCCUACUUGUAGCUAUGGAGUGUGUUUUAAUGGAGGCCGGUGCAGAGAAGGAUCCUCGCGGCUCUGUGAGUGCCCGGUUGGCUUCCGCGGCCCGAGCUGUCAGUAUGAUGUGAACGAGUGCGAGGAGACGAAUGGAGGCUGCGAGGUUCUGUGCUGUAACACUAUUGGCAGCUUCUACUGUAAAUGUCCAUCUGGACAGGAACUCAAGGAGGACGGCAAGACCUGCCAAGAUACUGAUGAGUGCCUCAUCCAUAACGGAGGAUGUCAGCACAAGUGUGUGAACACCCGAGGCUCCUUCCACUGCCACUGUGACCCUGGGUAUCGCCUGCACGUAGACAGACGCACCUGCAUCGUGGAGAACCUGUGCUUGCUGAGGAACGGUAGCUGUUCCCAGGAAUGCCACAGCAAUGGGGGCAGCAUCUACUGCAAGUGUCGUCCGGGUUUCAACCUGACGGAUGAUGGAAAGACCUGCAAAGAUAUUGAUGAGUGCCUCAAGAAUAACGGAGGAUGUCAGCACAAGUGUGUGAACACCCGAGGCUCCUCCCACUGCCAGUGUGACCCUGGGUUUCGCCUGCACGUAGACAGACGCACCUGCAUCGACAUUGAUGAGUGCCAGACGGGUCAGGUGCAGUGUGUACACGGCUGCCGUAACACCAGAGGCUCGUUCGUUUGUGUGUGUAACGCUGGAUAUGAGGUGGGAGCGGACGGCACGCAAUGCUACCGGAUUGAGAUGGAAAUUGUGAACAGCUGUGAGAUUAAUAACGGUGGCUGUUCUCAUCACUGUGAGCACAACUCUAAUGGCCCGGUGUGCAGCUGUAACCAUGGCUACCAGCUCCAUGACGACCUCAAGGCGUGUAUUGAUGUCGAUGAGUGUGUGGAUGGCAGCUCGUGUUGUGAGCAGGACUGUACCAAUUACCCAGGAGGCUAUGAGUGCUACUGCGCCGCAGGAUACAGGCUCAACUCGGAUGGCUGCGGCUGUGAUGAUAUAGACGAGUGUCUGGCUGAAAACGGUGGCUGUGAACACAAGUGUGAGAACAGUGCCGGCUCGUUCAGGUGUUCCUGUGUACCGGGAUAUGGCCUGAACACGGACCGUCGCUCCUGUACCUGGUUGGACCGAACGGUUCUGUACGCUGGACAGGAGAAGGAACCCUGGCUGUUGAAUCUGCUCGGUGAUGACAGGCUGUUCGAGCAAUAUGAGGAUUACGAGGAGGAUGAAGGAGAGCUGCGCGCUGAGAGCACACUGGCUGAGAAAUUCGUGUGCCUCAAUGACACUUUUGGCUACGACUGUAGUUUGUCCUGUGAGGACUGUAUAAAUGGAGGAGUGUGUAACGCACACCGAACUGGCUGUGACUGUCCAGAUGGUUGGACGGGAAUAAUCUGCAACCAGACCUGUCCCGAGGGCUGGUUUGGCAGAAACUGCUCAUUCCCGUGUAAGUGUGAGAACGGAGGUGUGUGUGAUCCGGUGUCUGGGAGCUGUCGCUGUCCCCCGGGCGUCAGUGGAGAACGCUGUCAGGAUGGAUGUCCUAAAGGUCUGUAUGGAAAGCAGUGCAAUAAGAAAUGUCACUGUGCCCAUAACGGCCGGUGCCAUCGCACAUACGGGGCGUGUCUGUGUGACCCGGGACUGUACGGCCGCUUCUGCCACCUGCCGUGUCCAAAAUGGAUGUUUGGACCCGGCUGCUCUGAGGAGUGUAAGUGUGUCCAGAAGAACACUCUGGAGUGUCAUCGGCGAUACGGCACCUGCACCUGUAAACCUGGUCAUCAGGGUGACCAGUGUGAAAAAGAGUGUAAAACAGGUUUCUAUGGUCAAGGCUGUGUGCAGAAGUGUUCGUGCCCGUCUGGGGCGGCGUGUGACCCUGUGACUGGUGUUUGUCAGUGUCCAGCUGGUAAAAAAGGUGUAAACUGUGAUGAAGGUUGUGCCGAUGGGAAUUUUGGGAUUGGCUGCUCUGAGUCAUGUGACUGUUCAGGAGCCCCAUGUGACCCGGUGACCGGUCAGUGCCGAUGUCCUGCAGGGACGAUGGGCAGCCGCUGUGAGGAAGAGUGUGCCGUCGGUCAGUGGGGUGUGAACUGUAAUGUGACGUGCCCCGUGUGUGAAAACGGAGGGUCGUGUGAUAAACACAGCGGCUCGUGCCUUUGUCCUCCCGGAUACUUGGGCCGAUUCUGUCAAGACUCAUGUCCGGCUGGUCGAUUUGGUGAGCGCUGCCAGCUGGAGUGUGUGUGUGAGAACAGCUGGCGAUGCCAUCCCGUGACAGGCCGCUGUUUCUGUACUGCAGGCUGGACCGGUCACGACUGCAGGAAAGCCUGUGAUGCCGGACACUGGGGAGUGGACUGUGUGAACAUGUGUGACUGCAGGAACAGUGACGGCAGCUGUGAUGCUGUAACAGGGCAGUGCAACUGUGAAGCCGGGUUUACAGGAGCACGCUGUGAGCUCAAAUGCCCUGCUGGGUUUUUUGGCCUGGGAUGUCUGCAGCGCUGCCAGUGUGAUAAUGAGGCGUCAUGUGACCACGUAAGUGGAGCGUGUACCUGUAAGGUGGGCUGGACUGGAACGUUCUGUGAGAGACCCUGUCCUCAGGGUUAUUAUGGGCUGGACUGUCAGCACAAGUGUGUGUGCCUGAACGGCGGACGCUGUGACCACCUCAGUGGGAGAUGUGUGUGUCCUGCAGGCUGGAUUGGUCCAAACUGUAACCAGACGUGUCCAGCCGGAUUUUACGGUGAAGGCUGUUCCCAGACCUGCACUUGUGAGAACACUGAGAGGUGCCACGCCACCACCGGACAGUGUGUGUGUACGGCAGGGUGGACCGGACUGACCUGCUCACAGAAAUGCCCAAUGGGGUUUUAUGGGUUGGGCUGCAGUCAGAGGUGCUUGUGUCAGAACGGCGGGACGUGUGAUCACAUCGCUGGCCACUGUUCCUGCCCCAGUGGCUGGACGGGCACGGCGUGUGAGCGCGAGUGUGUUGCAGGCUGUUUUGGGCCGGACUGCCAGCAGGAGUGUGUGUGUGAGAACAGAGGACAGUGUGACAGGCAGACUGGGCAGUGUGUGUGUGGACCGGGCUGGAUCGGACAGCGCUGUGAGAAAGCGUGUGUGUCGGGCCGCUUUGGUGUGGGCUGUGAGGAGCAGUGUGUGUGUGAACAUGGAGCUUCUUGUCAUCAUGUUAGUGGGAGAUGUGUGUGUCCAGCCGGCUGGCGAGGAGCUCAGUGUGACAAAGCCUGCUGGCCCGGAACCUUCGGUACUAACUGUUCCCAGCUGUGCACGUGCCCACAUGGCACUUCCUGCCACCACAUCAGCGGGGGGUGUGGCUGCCCACCGGGUUACACAGGAAACGGCUGUGAGCAGACUUGCCUGCCUGGUACCUUUGGCCCCAACUGUAAUCGGGUGUGUCAGUGCUCAGAGAGGAACCAGCUGUGCCACCCAGUGUCAGGAGAGUGCUACUGUGCUCCGGGGUACACCGGACCCAAAUGUGAUCUGGAGUGUGAGAGUGGGCGCUAUGGUCCAGACUGUGAGAGAGAGUGCCGGUGUGAGAAUGGCGGGGUGUGUGAGGCCACCACAGGCGCAUGCAGAUGUCCACCUGGGUUUAUAGGCGCCGAGUGUAACAUCACGUGCCCAGCCGGGCGUUACGGGCAGGACUGUGCACAUGUUGCCGUCUGCAGGGACGGGGCGAGGAGUGACCCGGUCACAGGGAGGUGUGUGUGCGCUCCUGGGCGCCGAGGAGAGAACUGUGAACAAGGCUGUGCUCCAGACCGGUACGGUGUAGCCUGUUCUCAGCGCUGCAACUGCAGUAAUGGAGGGGUGUGUGACGCCGUCUCUGGGAACUGUACGUGUGGACUCGGCUUCACUGGGCUGCGCUGUGAUAAAGAGUGCCCUGAGGGAUGGUACGGUCCGAACUGUGUGCUGCAGUGUGUGUGUCAGCACAACAGCACAUGUGACAGAGUGACAGGAACCUGCCUCUGUGUACCAGGAUACUAUGGCCACCUUUGUGAGCACACUUGCCCGGUGGGUCUGUUUGGACCUCAGUGCCAGCACCAUUGCGAGUGUGAGAAUGGAGCUCCUUGUCAUCCGAGCAAUGGACACUGUAUCUGCCCUGCUGGAUAUUGGGGGUCACGCUGCCAGAAAGAGUGUGAGCAGGGCACGUACGGUCCGAAAUGUUCAGAGUUGUGCGACUGCGCAGACGGCAUACGGUGUGACCCUGUGAGUGGCGCGUGUGUGUGCGUGCCAGGAAAAACCGGACUCAGGUGUGAUGCGGACUGUCGAGUGAACCAGUAUGGACCGGACUGCUCAUUAAACUGCGAGUGUGAGAACGGCGCGCAGUGUGACAGUCGUACUGGUCGCUGUGUGUGUGUGAAAGGCUGGCUCGGCUCCAUGUGUACAGAAGCUGGACCUCCACAACGGAGCAGCCCUGACAGGAGAGAGGAGCAGUCACGCCUAAGCAACUUGUUAUAAAACAAUAUGCACACCUUGAGAGAGUGAAGGAGGAGAAAGAAGUGCACACAGGGAGAGAUCUGUUCUUCCUCUGGAGCUCCAGUCACUUGCUUCAGCUCUGCAUGAAGAGGCCAGUGAGGGAACACGAACACACACCCCUCUCACACUCGGGGGGCAAAAAGUCUUACAUCAUGCGUGUGCUACAAGCUGCACUGACCACACACAUGGCACUUUGAACACAAACACAGAAGUGGGUUAGUGUUUCAGAAAGCAUGCUGGUGUAGGAGCACAAACUUCCUAUCAAAAAAGUGCACCAAUCAUCUGAAAAGCAGUUGUCAGUUUCAAGACAUUUGCAUUUUCAGAAUUAUAAUCGUUAUAUUUCUUACACUGUCCUUUUCCGAGCUGGAGAUUUAACACACACACUCCCUCCCUCCUGGAAGAGAUGACACUUGAAAUUUGCUUCUAUAGAUGUAGUUACUGAGGCUACGAGUCUAACAAGUGAUUGAUGGAAGUUACCUGUUUAGCCAAAAGCACACCGACUCACACUGCAUCAAGUGUCAUCUAUAUUUAAAAAAAGCCAAAAAACCACACGACGUAGAAAGGAAAGUGUUUGUCUGUCACAUUGCUUAGCUGAAGAAAAUAGAAAAUGUUAAUUUCAAUAGAAGUGUUUCCCAGACCAGCAUAUACAAGAGACUCUUACUUGUCAGUAUCAUUAGCCUCAUUAUCUGUUCCUCCAGCAGGGAGAAUCUAUAGAUUUAAAAAAAAAAAUCAUACAAUGAGCAAAUGCUGCAUAGAUCAUUUAAACUGUUCAAUACACUAUCAAGACGGGAAAAGAUGAUCACUGUCCAUAUUAAGAGAACAACUCAAUUCAUGGUGCUACUCAACUCUACAAUCUCUCUAGAAUGAGACAUUAUAAUAAUUUGCUUGUUUUGAAUUUAUAAAUC